AUGCUAAAAUUAGCAAACAUCGGCACUUGUGCUUUCCUGCUGCUCGCUGUUUUUCUUGUUUGUCAAUCAGAACAAUCUGCGAACGCGAGUGGUUUCUUUUCCGAAUGUGAGGGACGGUGGUUGGAAUGGAGUGACUGGACGAAAUGUAGUGAUGAAUGCGGCGCAUGCGGAAAAGCAAUGCGUGUCCGAAGCUGCCUCAGUCCGUACCAGCACUGUUCAUGCAAAGGGUUAGUUUUUGCCUUAUCCGUAUGUAAUAUGGAAGUAUGUCGACAUCCACGUCCUCCGUGCUGUCACCCACACAAAGUUGUAACUCUAUUUGGCACUUUUGUUUGCUUUUAA
Molecule: messenger RNA, 339 nt
Organism: Gongylonema pulchrum
Lineage: Eukaryota; Metazoa; Nematoda; Chromadorea; Rhabditida; Gongylonematidae
Source: the annotation of a GenBank genome assembly